Molecule: messenger RNA, 876 nt
Organism: Hirsutella rhossiliensis
Lineage: Eukaryota; Fungi; Ascomycota; Sordariomycetes; Hypocreales; Ophiocordycipitaceae
Product: catalytic ligB subunit of aromatic ring-opening dioxygenase domain-containing protein
Exons: 4
Coding region: 1-876 (291 amino acids)
Molecular function (GO): ferrous iron binding; zinc ion binding; oxidoreductase activity, acting on single donors with incorporation of molecular oxygen
Source: RefSeq, a predicted model, not a curated record
AUGAGCACACGGACCGCGACGCUCGGCCGCUGGCUGUCCAGGCAGAGCAGCUCGCCGCCCAGGAUGCCCGUUUACUUCUUCAGCCACGGCGGGCCAGAUGUUCAGUACAACACCAAGCACCCGGUGUAUCCCGUCCUGCAGAACAUCGGAAAGGAAAUCACGCAACAGCUGAAGCCCAAGGCCGUCGUCGUCUUCUCGGCGCACUGGAUGGGCGACAAGGACACCAUCCUGGUCAACAAGGAAGAGCACGCCGACCUUGUUUUCGACUUCUAUGGCUUCCCCGACCACUUUUACAAGGCCCAGUAUCCCAACCAGGGGAGCCCCGAGCUGGCGAGCCACAUCAUGGUCAUGCUCUCCGAAGCGGGAAUCCAGUCUUCGGGCGUGACGCGAGGGCUGGACCACGGCGUGUGGUCCGGCUUCAGUGUCGCCUUUGAUCCACAGACCAACCCCCUCAACGUGCCCCUGGUGCAAGUCUCGCUCUUCAAAUCCGAGUCGCCCCGUGACCACUACGCCCUCGGCCGGGCCGUGGCCCGUCUUCGCCAGGAGGGCAUCGUCAUCAUCGGCGCCGGCAUGUCGGUCCACAAUCUGCGAGACAUGCAUUUCAUAUUCGAGGGCAACACGGACCCCCUGCCGUAUUCUGUCAGCUUCGACAAUGCCCUCAAGGACGCCGUCGAGGUCGACCCGUCUGUGCGAGAGGACAAGAUGGCCGAGGUGUGUAAGCGACCGGACGCGAGGCAGGCCCAUCCCUUCAUGGACCACUUGAUGCCCUUGUUCAUCGCCGCCGGAGCAGCACACGACGACCGGGGGCGGCAGACGUGGACCAUGCACGAGGGGAGCUUUGCGUGGGCGCAGUAUCGGUUCGGAGACCUGCCUUGA